Molecule: messenger RNA, 837 nt
Organism: Sphenostylis stenocarpa
Lineage: Eukaryota; Viridiplantae; Streptophyta; Magnoliopsida; Fabales; Fabaceae
Source: the annotation of a GenBank genome assembly
AUGGAAGAUGACGCAGCGAUUGGGGUGAGCGACCAUGUUUCGUCGGAGUCGAAUUUGGAGGAUUCCAGUUGCUGUUGCCCAAUCUGCUUGGGGCCAUUCAUUCAACUUUCUUACCUCGACAAAUGUUUUCAUAAGUUUUGCUUCAAUUGCAUUUUACGCUGGACCAAUGUGGUUGCUGGCAAGCACCGUUCUCUUCCUUCUUCUGUGAAAUGCCCUCUUUGUAAGACAGAAAAUGUUUCUAUCGUGUAUGGAGGGGAAGGAAGUAGCUUUCAGCGGCACUAUGUAAAUAAGGAUUUUGAGGAUAGUUUUAUCUUAUCAAGAGCGCACAGAUAUAGAUUACAAUGCUAUUACACUGACCAAGGUUUGUUAGAUGACAUAUUCAAUAUAUCACAAUAUUGGAGAUCUCGUAAGUACACUCAGCCAAACUGCUGGCUUGAAAGUUGGUUAAGAAGAGAAAUUCAAGCUCUUAUCCAGGAGAAGGAUGUUGACAUCAUUAUGCACCAUAUACUUGGUGUGGUCAAAGCAGCAUUAUGGACAAGGAAAGAGCAGAAGUCACACAUGAAUUCACCUGAAAAGAAACAGGAAGAGUUCAAGAUGUCAGUCUCUGAGGCUGCAAGGCGGUUUCUGGCUGCAAAAACGGACAGAUUUGUGUAUGAGAUUCAACUAUUUCUUGCUUCAGGAAUGAAUAUUGAAGCUUAUGAUGCUGUGUACAUACAACGGUUAGGUUGGAGCUCACCCGGGAUAAACACUGAGGUUUCGCACAGUGCAUUAGUUGAUCGCACAACUGUGAUUCCAUACCUGUACAUAUUUGAUGGUGACUCUGAUGAGAAUGAGUAG